Messenger RNA from Archocentrus centrarchus (flier cichlid), 1387 nucleotides. RefSeq names its product kiaa0930. The transcript has 10 exons. The record is from RefSeq and is a predicted model, not a curated record. NCBI's taxonomy places the organism in Eukaryota, Metazoa, Chordata, Actinopteri, Cichliformes, Cichlidae. Bases 1 to 1266 code for a protein of 421 amino acids.
AUGGCGUCCUUCCCCGGUUUGUGUAAGGCUGUCGGGCCCGCGGAGGAGGAGAACGGAGAGCUGGACGGGUCCCUGCAGCAGAUGCUGAAGGCUAUCGCGGACGAGAGGAGCCGCCUGAACAGCCGACAGGAGAUCAGCGGCAUCGGCUGUUUUAAAGACGACCGCAUCGUUUUCUGGACCUGGAUGUUUUCCACGUACUUCAUGGAGAAGUGGGCGCCGCGACAGGACGACAUGCUGUUCUACGUCCGCAGGAAGCUCGCCUACGUCAGCGCCGACAACAGCGAGGGCAAGAAGGUGGAGGUCGAGGUCUACAGGAGGGACUCCAAGAAGCUUCCGGGCCUCGGCGACCCCGACAUCGACUGGGAGGAGAGCGUCUACCUGAACCUCAUCCUGCAGAAGUUGGACUACGUGGUGACGUGCGCUGUCUGCACACGCUCAGAUGCAGGAGAUAUCCACAUCCACAAGAAGAAAUGUCAGGAAGUGUUUGCGUCUCCCAGUAAACACGCCAUGGACAGCAAAGGGGAGGAGUCCAAGAUGAGCUACCCAAACAUCUUCUUCAUGAUCGACAACUUUGAGGAGGUGUUCAGCGACAUGACGGUGGGCGAGGGGGAGAUGGUGUGCGUGGAGCUGGUGGCGAGCGACAAGAGCAACACCUUCCAGGGCGUCAUUUUCCAGGGCUCGAUCCGCUACGAGGCGCUCAAGAAGGUCUACGACAACCGGGUGAGCGUCGCUGCUAAGAUGGCCCAGAGGAUGUCGUUCGGCUUCUACAAGUACAACAACAUGGAGUUUGUGAGGAUGAAGGGGCCGCAGGGCAAAGGUCACGCCGAGAUGGCAGUCAGCAGGGUGCCGACCGGCAACACCUCCCCCUGUGGCACCGAGGAGGACCAGGUGUCGCCCAUGCACGAGAGGGUGACGUCGUUCAGCACGCCUCCAACCCCGGAGAAGAACCGGCCCUCUUUCUUCUCUCCGUCUCUGAGGCGUAAGGUGCCCCGAAACCGGAUCGCCGAGAUGAAGAAGUCUCACUCUGCCAACGACAGCGAGGAGUUCUUCAGGGAGGAGGAAGACGAAGAUCUUCACACCACCACAAACCUGCGCUCGCGCUCGCUCUCGGGCACCGGGCGCUCGCUGGUCGGCUCGUGGCUCAAACUGAACCGAGCGGAGGAUUACUUCCUGCUCUACUCACACCUGACCUACGUCACCCUGCCGCUGCACCGCAUCACUACAGACAUACUGGAGGUGAGGCAGAAGCCCAUCCUGAUGACAUAGCAGAGCCGGACUCAGAGCAUCACUACGAAGUGCCUCCUGCAUCAGGCCGCCGAGACAACAGCAGCGCCCCCCGGUGUCCCGAGACCCGCAACCAAACCACCGCUUCGCCCGGAGACGCAGA